UAACCGCAGUACAUCUUAGCGCCUCUCAAUUCACGUUUGUCAAGAUGGAGUCCUUGAUUGCAGUCAUGCUGUGAACCCUGUGCUUUACUCAGAGCAUUAUGACCCCCAUAAAAAUGACGUCCAUAACUAUACUGUGCAAGUUUCUUAACUAAGCGACAGUCUUGUUACCCACAGCAUAUUGCAUUAUCAGAAACCCUGUUCCAUUUCUAAUCACCAAGGCUAGAGAUAACAGUGAUAGAGAGAGAUAAGACUUUUGGAGUGAGUCAAGAGUGUGCUGCCAGUCUCGGAACGAAGUUGGUUGAGUGAAUGGAGACGCGGAAAAAUUGGAUAAACGGGGAAAACCGACAGUGAAGUGAAUAAGUGACAAAGUUAGCAGAAAGAAGCAGGAUAGGGAGCUAAACAAUGAAGUAGGGAUGAUGAACUGUGACGCAACGCAAGUGGCGUGGAGAUCGCAAACGGGGAUUCCCUUUGGCACACCGAAAGCUCUCAGCCAAGGAAAGGCCGGGCCGAGGCGAUGGGUCAAGGUGAAGCCCGAGGAGGCCUAAGCUACCAACUCUGAUCAUCGAAGACUUGAUCAAUCAAGCAUGAUGGAUGACGGGAAGGUCAAAUGUGUUCGGUUGAUCAGCAUUUUCGUGGUGAGCGGUUUCCUGUGCGCCGCGCUGCUCUUCCGACUCGUCUGGGGAAACACGCUUUUAGACACCUUGAUAAUCUUGCUGUCGGUGCUGCUCCUCUCCUGCCUGGUCGAAUGGUGCUGGAAGCCGAUCCUGUUCCUGAAGUGCUCCUCCGACAACGGUCCAACAGACGACGACGCCGUUCCGAUCGAACCGAGCACGCCCUUGGUUAACGCGGAAGAACCACCUUCGUAUGACCAGGUCAUCCUGCAAGAUCGUCAGUCGAGUGUGCUCUCUCUGGCAGAAUUGCAAGGCUCGAGACAACUUCAAGGCUCUGUGCCGGGACAUGGACCCCCAAGUGAGGAGGGGGAGAGUGAGGGCCAAAGACACAGCUCAGGUCACGGGGCUCCUCCUGCAUAUUCGCCGUACUCUGUAGCGAACGAAAUCCAGCUAUCGGUAGAUGGACUGCCUAGUUAUAAUGACGUUGUUGCUUCGAUGCAGGAGACUACACGUCACAGAUCAGAAUCCAAUUCUAAUGACGGAUACUCAGUGUUCAUAUAGUGUAGUGAUUUUGUUGCCGUUAAAGCUUGAAUUUGUGCGUUUUUAACUAUUUAAAAUAGUAGACAGAAAGAUUAAUCUGCCAAGAAAAGUAAGAACUCGAAUAUACGGCACGAUAAAACUUGAAAUAAUUAUUUACAACAACCUUGCAAAAGGCUUUAAUCCAUGAACUCCCUCGCAAUGGAUGUUGCAGUGCAUUCUUCCGAAAGACUUAUUUGGCAAAUGGAGACCAUCUGGCCGAGUGGAUGCCCCUCCUAACCUCGAACCGCGGUCGGAACACACACACACACACACACACACACACACACACACACACACACACACACACACACACACACACACACACACACACACACACACACAUUGCCGUAUGUAUACCAAUACGUAAUCUACGAUUACAACUCGUAAUAUGAAUAUUACUAUUUUCCGCUCUUUCGAAAAAUGUGGCAGUAUGUUUUUUAUUCAUAUAUCAUCGCCGUGCUAGUAACUGUUUUGGUGCAGAACACAAGGCCAGAGUUGUUUUAGACUUCAAGGUGGGUAUGUCCUUUGUCAUUCAGCAAUGUAAAGGCACAUAUUUUGUUAUUUUCUUUAUACACUGUCAGAACAACGUACAUAAGAAAAGAGAUAGGCACGAAAAGGGAGCCACAACUAGGUUUGUAAACACAAUUGUCUAGGAUUUUUGGACAAAAUGAAGGUUCAGACUUAAGAUAUUGUAUCAAAAGUCUCUUGUGGAUUUCUGAAAAAAUAACGCAUCUUAUAUUCGCAAUACUAAUGAUUCUGGGCAGCAAAAUGUGCUAAAUCAUUUUUUUGCAAUAAGCAGAGAACCAUAGAGUAUCCUAUCCUGUCAACGCUACUCCCAUGGACUCACACGUUAACUAUACCUUGGAUAGAAUGGCAGAAAAACAUUGUAACCCUCUCAGGAAGCAGGUCAUCAUCCCUUGCCCCUAAAAUCAGACAAACUGACAGACAGGACAUGCAAGGAUAGGCCACGACAACACAAUCGAGCAGAAAUAAAGCAAGCUAUGGCGUACCGCCCCUUGUCCAGAUAAGAUCGCUGGUAGGGAUUAUAGCGUCAUACUCUUCUUAAAAUAUGUCGGUUUUCUGCCGACAUAGGGAACACAUGUUCAGCAAAUGGAAAAUAAUAGUUCCCCUUCUAAUAUGCUACAUUUUCUAUAAACAACGGAGGUUUUAUUGUCAUCCAGCCUUUAGUCUACCCCGUACUAGAAAAUAACGGGGUAGACUAAUCUAAAGAUUAGUCUACCCCGUCCACAUGGUUCAUUGGAGCGGAUUAUAAAUAAUGGAUUUAAAAAUUAUAAUAAUAGUAAUUCCAAUAACAGUAACAAUUUU
This is a messenger RNA of Penaeus chinensis, 2516 nucleotides long. RefSeq lists its product as uncharacterized. Bases 585 to 1172 code for a protein of 195 amino acids. Lineage: Eukaryota; Metazoa; Arthropoda; Malacostraca; Decapoda; Penaeidae. The record is from RefSeq and is a predicted model, not a curated record. The transcript is spliced from 4 exons.